CUCGACUUACCGCAACCAGUUUAUCACGCUGGUGUUGUUUUUGAUAUUAAUAUUUUAUGGUUCUGUGUAUAAACCUUUAAGCAAAUUCAUUCAAACAAACCAAAGAAAUCUGCUAAAUUAAUAUACUCUCCAUAUUUGUAUCUGAGUUUCUUAGUGAAGUGUUUUUUUUUAAUUAGGGUUAAACUCAAUCUGUAAAUGCGAUGUUUCCUUUUGGAUAUGUAUUGGUUACUAUAAUAAUUAUUCUUGGAGCAGUUUUAAUAAAACAUGGUACCAAAGAACAACCAAAAAAGAUUUUUAACGUGUAUGCCCAGAAAGGAAAAUGGUAUUAUCUUAAAUAUAUCAUAAUAAGUUUAGUGAUAUUUAUAAGAAGAAUAAAAUACUAUGUAUAUGGCAAAGACAACGUUGAAAAGAUACAUAAUAUGGAGAAGCUUCAGAUGUUAUCCAGCCAUAAUCUUGCGUUUGAUGCUGUCUACUUUCAAGCAGCAUCUCAAACUGGAGAAUACUUUUGCGGUGGUAUUGAACGGCGACAUGGUGGCAAAAUAGUAGGAUUAUUUUAUAUUGUGCACCCUGAUUAUGGAUUGCUAGAAAGCGAGGAAUUACCCAAUACAAUUAUGGACGCUACUGUACUAUCUCUGUACAAUCAAGAUAGUUUCUCUGGGGGUGGUAUGACGUUUACACCUGUAGUGCCAAUGAAAAAAUGGAAAAUUGGUUUUAAUGGCACAAUGAAAUAUCAGAAUAAUCCCCAAAAACGUGUUCAUGUGACUUUUGAAGCUGAUUGGAUAAGUAAUUACGACUGGUUCUUCCUUGAAGUCGACGUACCUAUAUCAACACUAGCCAGGAGUUUAGCAACUGAAGAGUGGUCCGAGAAAUUAUUUCAAAAUUUAAAGAAUGUACAUCAACGUCAUUACGAACAAAUGGGUUAUAUAAACGGCACUUUAGAAAUAGAUGGAAAGGAAUAUCCAAUUGUAAAAUGGGAUUCAUUCAGGGAUCACAGUUUUGGUUUUAAAAGAGACUGGUCACUUAUGCAUCGUUUUAUCUACACCACUCUCAUUCUUUCUAACAAAACAAAGAUCGUUCUAGGAGUGGUGAGUCAACCAAUUACCAUGUCACAUCUAGAAAUGGGAUUCGUUAACCAUCCAGAUGGUAGGAUUCACCCAGUUGAAAAGAUUGACUUACUUUUGUACGAGCACGCUGAAAAUGGAGUGUUACCCAAGGAACUAAGUUUCACUUUUGAAGCAGAAGGAGUUUCAUAUGACGUGCAAAUGGAAUUUAUAUGUGAAGCGACACAUUAUAAAGGAAGCCACGAAGACAUUAUCAUUACCGCAAGAUUUGUUAAAUGUGUUGUUAAUGGUAUUCCAGGAAGGGGCUUCUCUGACUGGCAAUAUAAUAAAUCUAUUUUUAAAUAAAAUAAAGAAGGAUUAUUUUAUGUUUACAAAUA
This is a messenger RNA of Diabrotica virgifera virgifera (western corn rootworm), 1438 nucleotides long. RefSeq lists its product as uncharacterized. NCBI's taxonomy places the organism in Eukaryota, Metazoa, Arthropoda, Insecta, Coleoptera, Chrysomelidae. The transcript is spliced from 7 exons. Bases 201 to 1406 code for a protein of 401 amino acids. The record is from RefSeq and is a predicted model, not a curated record.